AUGGAUACCAGUACGUGUGUUCCUAACAGUCAAAAUGCUCCUCAAUCUAGUGCACAACGAAAGUUUUAUCAGUGGGUACUCAAAUGGAUAACUGGUGUACAUGCGCAUGCUGACUGGAACAAUGAGGAAAUGCGCGACAUUCGACAUUCAACAAAACCGGACGUAGCAACGUUAGCCAGUUUUUUACAAGCGAUCGGAUUUAAACUACUCUCGUUUGAAAGGGACAAUGAUUCACAUGCCUCAGGAAAGAAUGAUAAUAAUGUUGAAACACCUGAUCAAGGAGUUCUUAGAGUUGCACUCGAAUGCGAUAGUUCCAACAUGAGGGCAGUGUUAGAAUUAGGAGGAGUCAUAUGUAAAUGUCCCAAUUCUGAUCACAUUAAGGACGCGUCCUUUUGGACUAUUAGUGGUACCGGACCUGUUGGAAGCACCGACAAUAUAUCACAAAAAAUCGAAGAAACUGGUAGUACUUUAUUACCUCGUUUACCAAAAGAUGUUGUUAAACUUUUGCGUGAUGUAUCAUAUAAACUAUUCGACACAAUCGUAUGCGAACCGGAUGUCAAUCGAUAUAUGGACAUUUUAAACGCUUCACAAACAAGUAAUACGUCUUGUAAAACCGCGCAGAAUAAUUUAACAGGAGACAUUGGAGUUACACGAAGUCAUACAGAACCGGAAAUGUUUCUUCGUACAGAUGAUAUGAGUUUAAAAUGUGUUCCUGAGAAGAAAAGUAGGAGUGUAAAUUCCGACCCAUCUGCAAGUCGUGUUAUGUCUCCAAUACAAUCAGUUAAACCUGUUUUACAACGUCAGAAAACAUGGGACAUCGAAACCGAAAGUUCAAACGAAGAACCACGGCCGUCACCUCCAAAGCUUACUAGUUCUCCCUCUGUAGUUUCUGAAUUAUCCAAUUCCUUAGGGCAAAUUUCUUUACAGAGCGAAAUUGAAAAUCCUAGGAUUGUAACUGCAUAUGUUUUAGGGGCAUAUCAAAACUUAGAAAAGGCUCUUAAGGUGUUACUGAUGAAGAAACCAGAGAUUGCGAAUGAUACUUCUCUUAUUCAAGAUGACAGUGCAUCCGUAAGAUCAGCACCUGCUAUUAUUCUUAGUCCCUAUAAAUCAAAUCGAUCAAGUACAUGUACAAUCAACAAACCUUUAUCAAAAUCGACGAAUGAACAACAGACGCGAGCAAACGCAUAUUUGACGUUAACGCCGAGAGCACGUCGUAGUAUCGAACCAAUGCUUCCUAAAUCUACGACACGAAGGAACUUAAAACCUGAGCAAGAAAAUGUAAAACCGACGCUUCGUCGCAGUAGCUUUCACAUUCCUUCGACUGCUAAUUCUAAUAUCUCGUUGUUAAAAUCUUCGGAUACAGGACAAAAAUUUUUGGCGAGUAAAAAGUACAGCACAAGUAAAACAAAUCUCACGAUCAAUUCCGACCUGUCGAACAGAGGUUUAUCGACAACAAAAAAGGUUGUAUCUUCAGAACAACAGGCAUCACCAAACUUGGGAGCACUUAAUACACCGAAUACUCGUAUGUCAAUGAUUAAACCACCUACAAAAGUCUCAAAAACAAUACCCAUUAAAGUGAAAUCAAUGAAAUCUACUAUCAAGAUGAGUCCAGGAAUAUUGAAGAAAUAAAAAGCUAAUCUUUUAAAGCGAUAAAUUAUUAUUUUUAUCUUCAUUUAUAGUAUUUAAUUAAUAAGCAUAAUUUAACUUUACGUUUAUUACGUCAUUUUAAACGGAGAUUUACCCAGGUAUUUUACUGUUAUAGUAUUUAAUUAUUUUGUAAUGCCUAAAAAAAUAUAUAUGUUAUUUCAAAUAA
Messenger RNA from Bombus huntii, 1813 nucleotides. RefSeq lists its product as uncharacterized. The transcript has 5 exons. The record is from RefSeq and is a predicted model, not a curated record. NCBI's taxonomy places the organism in Eukaryota, Metazoa, Arthropoda, Insecta, Hymenoptera, Apidae. Bases 1 to 1629 code for a protein of 542 amino acids.